This is a messenger RNA of Aspergillus wentii DTO 134E9, 2014 nucleotides long. Its product is annotated as F-box protein. Bases 16 to 1857 code for a protein of 613 amino acids. Lineage: Eukaryota; Fungi; Ascomycota; Eurotiomycetes; Eurotiales; Aspergillaceae. Gene Ontology annotation, molecular function: protein binding. The record is from RefSeq and is a predicted model, not a curated record. The transcript is spliced from 2 exons.
AAAAACUUUUUGAAAAUGACGACCACCGCAGACCCUCUCACGGUUCUGCCCCCGGAGAUCGUCCUCCGUGUUUUGGAGUUCACGCCCGUCUCGGCCAUUGGCUCCCUGACCGCAGUCUCCAAGGCCUGGCACGGAUUCAUCGACGCCACACAUCAAGAAACGAUCUACGCCUCGAAAACUACCCAGCCGCCCGGCGCCCGCGAUUUCUCUUUCCUAUCCGAGACUACCUGCUAUUCGAAACUGUUUGAAGGUACGGAAUCAUGGAAGGAUCUGUGCAAGCGCCAGACGCUGCUGGCACGCAGCUGGGACGUCGACCCCGUCACCCGAGAGGCCGUUUUGCAAAUCGGCAAUGACCCUGUUUGGCGAUUCCGCGCCGACUUUAAGCGUCGAUUCUUCGUGUCGACGUCGCAGGCUGGAGGACUGAAUGUGACUGAUAUGGACUCUGGUCGGAUCUUAUGGCAGCUUCCUUCCACGCUGGAUCGUGAAGAGGAUGCGGUUCGCCCGUUCGCGCAUCUGGAAUACCAGGAUGGAAUGGCUGUGUUCGAUCGUGAAGGUGAUGCGGUUGAGGUUUGGAAGGCGGUUGACGACUGGAAAGAGAGCGAAGGGCGUGCGAAGCGUGGAGAGUUUGAGCGCAUCGCGAUCUUGGAUCAUGAUUGUCAGACCAGAGGUUUUCAGCUGUCACAUUGGACACUUUGUGUGGUUUCUACGGAAGGACAAGGUUUUGUCUAUGACAUGACAGAGCGUCCUCCAAGAAGGACUACGCAUCUGAAAAUUGAGAACGAGGCUGUUGGUCACCUGGAUCAGAGCAAGGAUGUUGUCAUUUACUCCAUGGGGGCACGAGGCUACCAUGCUUAUGACAAAAAGACAGGUGCAUUCUUGGGCGCGUUGGAGCCAUCGAAAUGUACAGAGAGACACCACAUCCGCGCACCCCCGAGCACUCGAGCUACGCGACACGGUCCGACAAAUAAACUAUCUGAACCUCGCAAAGACAGCCUUGUGCAGAUCAAGGUCGAAAAAGGCCCUCUGCCACCCUCGACCGACCCUGAGCAUGUCCGCAACACCGAAGAUGAAUGGGGGGCAGGUAUGAUCAACGGUGAUCUCUUUGUUGGCUUCUCCCGUGCCGGUCGUGCUUUUGUCUGUUCCAACUGGCGUAAGGCUCUUGAAACUAGCAUCGAGGCGCACAGCUCCGUCAUCGAGUGCGAGUCGGAUGGGUCGCGUUUCGAUCUAGGCGGUUGGCUGUCAGUACGGAACCACCGCUUGAUGUUUGAAAUCCAGGACCGGAUUUAUGUCGUCGCACUUGAUGACAACAACAAAGUUCAAGAUGUCGAUUCCGAUACUCCUCCCCGCGCCUCCUUCUCUCUCGUCACUAGCUCUUCGCCGCAACUUGCCGUCCCGGUCAGCUUUAUGGCUUUGUACGACGACGCAAUUAUGACUACUUAUACUACCCUCGGCUGGCGCCCAUCUCUCCCCGCUAUUCUAGGCGAUAUUCCUCCCGAGCAGCAAGGCCCUGCCCGUAUCUUCCCAACAAAAGCCAUCCGCAUCGUCAGUCUUGCACCUAUCCUCUCCGACAAGGCCGGGUCAACAAACGACGAAACAACCCAAGAAACAGACGGGGGUAUGUGGAAUCCCAACCAAGCAGCAGAGCAAAGAUUGGGCACACAUGCUGGACUGGUGGAGUUAAUUAGUAUGCUUGGGGAUGAAUUCGGGGGGGACGAUGACGAUGAUGAAAUUCAAGACGUCGAUUUCAAUGGUGGUCUCGGUGAGUGGGUGGAUGUAGAUUCGCAUGAUGAUUAUGAGGAGGAUGACGACGAGCAUGAGAACCAGAACCAACAACCGAACGAGCAUCAGGAAGCCUGAAUAAAGAAUAUGUAGUCCAGGAUAGAAUGAAUAUAUACAAAUUAUAAUUAGUAGUUCUAAGAUGGUUGUAGUAAAUUAGGUCUAGCUAAGAUAUAUAUUUCAUAUCCUCCCUAUCCUAACCAAAGUGAAUAGUUGUUUGCAAGAAUGAAAAGAGGAC